Messenger RNA from Iphiclides podalirius (scarce swallowtail), 1476 nucleotides. The record is from the annotation of a GenBank genome assembly. Lineage: Eukaryota; Metazoa; Arthropoda; Insecta; Lepidoptera; Papilionidae.
AUGAUAUUAGGGUGGGUCCACACGCGCGGCUGGGCACUGAUUGAAGACGCAUCGGGCUCUUUAUCGGUUCGGCACACGACGCGCGGCACUUUAACCCGCUAUGCUGGACGAACGCGCGCCUGCGACGGGCCUGGUCGCCUUUGCUAUCGUCUAUCUCACAUUUUUCUGGACAAUGUACUCCUCACUGUGCUCGUACCGAUCAUCCCCGAUUGGGUCCGGGGCGAGUCGCUGGCGCUUUGGGCCACUCACGACGCACCACUAGUCAAGUUCCUGAACACCACAGUGAAUAAAAUCACCAACGCGGAAGAGGAUGAAGGGGUGGGGGGCUCUCAAGCGGCUGUUGGGGCAGUGCUGGGUGCCAAAGCAGCUGCACAGCUGCUGACUGCUCCAUUGGCAGCUUCUGCUGUCACUCGUCGAGGACCUGUUCCAGUGUUGCGCGCGGCCACCGUACUCCUGGCAACUUCAGCGGCUGUGUUCGCUUGGUGCGCGAGGGUGGGCAGCGCGGCGUGGGGCGCUGGUCUGGGGAGGAUCGUCCACGGUGCCGGCGCGGCCCUGGCGGGGGUGUCCGGCCUGGCAUUGGCGGCUGCCACGCCACCACCGCGCCGGGACCGCGCCGUGGCGGCUCUCCUAGGCGCUGUCGCUCUCGGUGUAUUAGUCGGAUAUCCGUUUGGAGGUUCGGCUUAUACGCUUUGGAGUCCAGCGGCGCCCUUCCAGCUUCUGUGCAUCUCUUUACUCUUGGACCUUGGAUUGCAGUAUGUGUGCCUCGGAGGAGUAGACUAUAACCAAAUCCAUGCCGAGGUUGUGAACAACAACGAAAUUCAAGCGGAGCCCGAAGCGGUGUGGAGGGUGGCGCGGAGAGGGGCUGCGGCUGAGUGCGCCGGUACCGUUCUCCUCACCACCAGCGUGAUGGCGGCGCUGGAGCCCUGCCUGCCGCUCUGGAUGCUGCACAAGUUCCACCCGAAGCGGUGGCAGACAGGCGCCGCCUUCCUACCAGACAGCUUAGGCUACCUGAUAGCUACAAGCUCGCUUGGUGAAGUAACGAAAUACGUGGGUGCCGAACGGGUGGCGUUGCUUGGCCAAGUGGCAGUCGGAUUGGCGGCCUUGGCAGUACCAUACGCUACCUCAGUGUGGGCCCUCGUGCUUCCCCAGCUCUGCCUGGGCGUGGGCCUGGGCGCCGCCGACGCCGCGUUGGCGCCAGCCCUGCUCGCUCGUCGGCCACGAAGAGUGCCACAGCUGGCCGCAUUGCUCCAAGCUGCCGCCAGCGCGGCAUACGCUCUAGGUCCAAUAGUGGGCGGGGUGCUGUCUUGGGCAGUGGGAUUUGAGACGGCGCUACGGGCCCUCGGCGUAGCGAACCUACUCUACGCGGUCGUUCUCUACAAAGCUCUACGAGAGCAUCCGCUCUCCGCACAGUGGGGGGCGGGGACUCCCACGGACAUCGACAGCGACGAAGAAGUAGCCGAGCUCACACCUCUGCGU